GCAAGAAUAUUUUUCCCCUCCAUAAAUGGUUCAACAAGCCUAUCCACUCCAGUUAUGUGUUCAUCAUCAUCAUUUUACAGACCAAUGGUAGCUAAAAUGGGCCAAAAUCAAUCUUAUUGGGCCUCUAUUGAAUCUGACAUUGAAGCCCAUCUUAAGAAAGUCAUCUCCAUUGAACCUCCGGAAUCUGUGUUCGAGCCCAUGCAUUACUUGACUUUUACAACACCUAAAUCCACAGCACCAGCCUUGUGCGUCGCGGCGUGUGAGCUUGUGGGUGGUGACAGAGGCCAAGCCAUGGCUGCAGCAUCGGCAAUACAUCUCAUGCAUGUUGCUACUUACACCCACCAGCACAUGCAGAUGACGACCGAGCCUGGGCCCGAGUUAGGGCAAGAUGGGAUCAUAGCUGAAUUGCAAGCUAAAGCUUUGGGCCCGGCCCAUAUUGAGCCCAAGUUAAAGCCCGACAUCAAACACAAGUUCGGUCCUAAUAUCGAGCUCCUCACGGGUGAUGCAAUCAUGCCCUUAGCUAUUGAGCUGCUAGUUAAGGCCAUGAACCCGGCCCGAAUAAACUCAGACAAGAUUCUACGGGUCAUUAUUGAGGUGACACGUGCUUUUGGGUCGCAAGGGGUGGUAGAAGGCCAAUAUCGGGAGAUAGAAUGGACUCAGUCAGGCGAUAAAAACGAGGAACUGUUGGUACAUGUGUGCAAGAAGAAAGAAGGAGAAAUUCAUGCAUGUGGAGCUACUUGUGGUGCAAUUUUAGGAGAUGGAAGUGAUGAAGAAGUAGAAAGCUUGAGGAAGUAUGGGCUUUAUGUUGGAAUAAUACAAGGAAUAAUAAAUGGAAUAGGAACAAAUUACAACAAAAGAAGGGAGAAAAGGGUGAAUGAACUUAGAGUACUGGCCAUGAAGGAAUUGAAUACAAGUUUCAAAGGGAAGAAAUUAAUGAGGCAAAUUGCUAGUCUUGUUGAAGAGUCUCUAUCAUAAUAUGAUCUUGUUUAGAUUUUGAAUUACAUAGUUAAUUUGAUUUAUAAAAGAAAGUGUAAUAACUUAAUCUUAGUUCAAUUUUCAACAUGUUGAGUGAGUGAUAUGAUGA
This is a messenger RNA of Solanum dulcamara, 1084 nucleotides long. RefSeq names its product heterodimeric geranylgeranyl pyrophosphate synthase small subunit, chloroplastic-like. NCBI's taxonomy places the organism in Eukaryota, Viridiplantae, Streptophyta, Magnoliopsida, Solanales, Solanaceae. Gene Ontology annotation, biological process: isoprenoid biosynthetic process. The coding region runs from base 55 to 975 and encodes 306 amino acids. The record is from RefSeq and is a predicted model, not a curated record. The transcript has a single exon. Gene Ontology annotation, molecular function: prenyltransferase activity.